Merops nubicus (carmine bee-eater) is the source of this 692-nucleotide messenger RNA. It is a transcript of the gene TMEM154, whose product is annotated as transmembrane protein 154. The annotation marks the transcript as partial. The record is from RefSeq and is a predicted model, not a curated record. The transcript is spliced from 6 exons. NCBI's taxonomy places the organism in Eukaryota, Metazoa, Chordata, Aves, Coraciiformes, Meropidae.
AUGACUGUGGCAGGGAGAGUCCAUCUCCUGAAGAAAUGCAGCUCAGAUGCUCUCCAGCAGGAAACAGGAAAUGUAAAUGUUUGGGUGAAGCAGGAGCCCGCCGAAGCGCCCCUCGGGUGGGAGGGCUGCCAGGGUAACAUGCGAAAGCAAAACCUCAUCCUGCUGCUUUCUGCCCUGUUGCUGGCUGGAGAAUCCGCCGGGAACGGCUCUGAAAAUUAUGGAUCAGGAGAUGGAUCGCCGAUAUUACCCACCAUUACAGUAACGCCUCCUCCUGCUACAUAUUCUUCAACCACAGAGGAACAUGAGCCAGUACUUGUCACUGCAAGCGUUACUGAAAGCAGCCUUGAGACAAAAAAUACUCCAAGUAUUGAACUGAAUGGUGAGAACAAUCGAGACAGCCUAGAGGCAGCAGAACAAUCUAUCUUGAUAUACAUUGUCCCUGCUGUGCUGCUGGUCCUGCUGAUUUUGCUGAUCAUAUUUUUCGUAAUACAUCAUAAAAGGAAGAAGUCUAAGCAAGAUGAGCUGGGAAGUGAAAAUGUGAAAAGUCCUAUUUUUGAAGAAGACACGCCCUCUGUUAUGGAAAUAGAAAUGGAAGAACUUGACAAAUGGAUGAACAGCAUAAACAAAAAUGCUGACUGUGAAUGUUUGCCUACUGUAAGAGAAGAAGAAAAAGAAUCAAUUGCCAACCCAAG